Messenger RNA from Linum tenue, 1771 nucleotides. The record is from the annotation of a GenBank genome assembly. Lineage: Eukaryota; Viridiplantae; Streptophyta; Magnoliopsida; Malpighiales; Linaceae.
UUGAAAUAAAAAUCUUCUCCUCCCGUCACCGCUUCUCUUUCUUCCUUCUCGUUUCUCAUCUUUUUCUCUUCUCUCACUAAAAACAAAAGAGAACCCGGACCUCCAAAUCUCAAGAGAGACUCUCCUGUUCUUUGAUUACCAAUUCGACUUGGUUUAUGAGCUCGAAGGAGAAACCCACUCUUGGUGGCACGCGGAUUAAGACCCGCAAACGGAAUAUUGCAGCGUCGCUGGACCCUGCAGCAUUUUCGGAUGCAGUGGUCCAGAUAUAUCUGGAAAAUGCUGGUGAUUUGGUUGUUUUCACAGGAGGCCGUACUCAACCUGGCACAACAAAACCUGAUGAGGGGGAGCGACAUCCUUACUCGUUUCUAGAUUGCGAGCCUAAGCGGGAGGCUGUUCUACCUUCUGUGAUUUACGUACAGAAGGUUUUACGCCGGAGACCAUUUCUCAUAAAGAACCUUGAAAAUGUUAUGCGGAGGUUCCUUCAAUCGCUGGAACUCUGUGAAGAAGAUGAAAGAAAGAAGCUGGCAAUUUUCUCCGCACUUGCAUUCUCCCAGAAACUAUCUGGACUUCCACCAGAGACUGUCUUGCAACCCCUGCUCAAGGAUAAUCUUGUGGCCAAAGGGAUAGUCCUUGCAUUUAUAACUGACUUCUUUAAGGAAUAUCUGCUAGACAACAGUCUUGAUGACCUGAUAUCCAUCUUGAAGAGGGCUAAAAUGGAAGACAAUCUUCUAGAAUUUUUCCCUUCUUCAAAGCGAACUGCUGAAGCUUUUUCUGAGCAUUUCACCAAGGAAGGGCUGCUUCAGCUAGUUGAGUACAACGAGAAGAAAAUAUUUGAGGAAAAGCUGAAAGAGAUGAAGUCUGCUUUGACAACUUUGAUAGCCGAGGAGGCUGAUCAAUCAGAGGUCCUGGAUGUUGUGAAACAACGUGUUGCUGAUGCUAAAUUACCUGAAAUUGAAGUUGUUCGAAUUCUGUGGGAUGUGCUGAUGGAUGCUGUUCAAUGGUCUGGGAAGAACCAGCAGCAGAAUGCUAAUGCUGCACUGCGCCAGGUACAUUACUUAUGUUUCAUUGAUGAUUCUUUCCUGUUGCAGGUGAGAACUUGGGCAAACCUGUUGAACACCUACUGCACAAGUGGGAAACUCGAGCUGGAACUCCUCUACAAGGUGCAGAUGCAGUGCUACGAGGAUGCUAAGCUCAUGAAAUUGUUUCCCGACAUAGUUAGGGCUCUCUAUGACCAGGAUGUGCUUGCUGAAGACACCAUUCUUCAUUGGUUCCGUAAAGGAACGAACCCAAAGGGCAGGCAAACCUUUGUGAAGUCCCUAGAGCCGUUUGUGAAUUGGCUGGAAGAGGCCGAGGAAGAGGAAUAAGUCGCUCUGACAGCGACCAAAGCAGCAGCAGUGGCCGGCAGCUGUUUGUAUAAGAAGUGCGAGAUAAUGCUGUUUGCUUAUUUGUAAUUUUUUCUUGGCUUUCUGUUUCAGAGUUGGAUAUUGGGUGUACCCUUUUCAAACAUAACGGUAAACGGUGAUGGUGAUGAUGAUGAAUGAAUGAUGCUGUAUUGCUUUUCAUUAGAGGGGUUGCAUCAAAUUUCCUAAUAGUCUCUGCUGACCUUCAGUGAACAUUUUUACCCACGCCGCCAGGCCGGGCCACCACUUGACUAAACAGUCAAAUCCCUUCAAAAGGUAGAACACAAGUGAAUCAAAUGACACACCAAUGUAUGCACUUAGAAAAAAGUCUCUCAUAGUGUCUGUCGUUUUGAUGAUAGAUUGGUUGGGAU